This is a messenger RNA of Petromyzon marinus (sea lamprey), 2034 nucleotides long. RefSeq lists its product as uncharacterized. The record is from RefSeq and is a predicted model, not a curated record. Gene Ontology annotation, molecular function: protein binding; cytokine receptor activity. Lineage: Eukaryota; Metazoa; Chordata; Hyperoartia; Petromyzontiformes; Petromyzontidae. Gene Ontology annotation, biological process: cytokine-mediated signaling pathway. Gene Ontology annotation, cellular component: plasma membrane.
UUUAAAAACCCAUCCCACGAACGGCAUUCAAUGCACGCCGCCUGACGUCACGACGCACGCGAGGUCUCACCGCGGCGCAGGUGAUGAGAGCGAACACGGUGGGUGGGUGACCGCUUUCGUAUGCCUCCCAAAUGAAGACCACCAGCAGCAGCAACAACAACAGCAACAACAGCAGCACCACCACCACCACGAUUGUGCUGCUGGUGCUGUUGGGCAGCGCGUCCUGUUUGGACGUUCAAGGUCUGCCGGCGCCACGCAACUUUCGCGUGACCUCUGUGGAUCUCAACUGCUUUGCCGAGUGGUCACCUGACCCCAGCGCGACCCGCGAUGUGACCUACAGACUGCAGUAUAAAAGCUACUGGAUUAAGGACGACAACAAGUGGAAGAACAUCUCUUGCCCAGACGCGCGUCGCAGCGAGUGCGAUUUCACGGCGAGCUGCCAGCCGUCGUCCAACCACACCCUCCGCGUGCGCGCUGAGGCGCCGGGUGCCGCGUCCGAGUGGGCGCACGCCUGUUGCUUCCAGCCGCUCUUGUCCACAAGGCUGACGGCGCCGUCCACCUCUGUCAUCGUUUCCGGACUGAAGUUUUACGUUAAAGUGGAAAAUCUGAAAGUGAGAAAUGGGAGCGAUUUCCUCGAGAACGUUUACAGCGACCGGCAGUGGUUUCUGAAUUACACCGAAGAAGCAAACGGCCACGUGCAAGAACGUUUUCUGGUCACACAGAACCACCACAAAUUCACCGUGCCACACGCGGGCAACUACUGCCUGCGUUCUCAAUUCUACAUUCCGGACUUCUACCUCUAUGGAGACCAGAGCGCCGUGGCAUGCUACAUCGCCCACGGCACGCCACCGGACUCUCUGAACCUGCCUGUGGUUGUCACCAUCGCCCUGCUGAGCGUUCUGAUCGUCGGCCCCUUGGCAGCCAUGGGCUGGUUCUAUCGGCAGAAGCUCAAGACCCUCGUAUCUCCUACAGAUCCUCCUCCACCCGCCAUCUUGCAGAGGCUGGAGGAAGAGUCAAAAACACAGCACGAGUGCAAUAAACUGUGGCUAUCGAAGAGCCGUGCCUGGGAGGGCAGCAGCUCUCACUGCAUCGUCGAAGACGAUGCAUCCAACGACGACAAUUGCAUGCAGCCACGUCCGUUGGGCAAUUCGGGCCUCCAGAGCGGCAGCGAGUGUCGCAUGUCGGUGCAGCCGGCACGCGAUGGUUCAAGCAGCAGCCCCCUUUCCAGAUACGACGCGCAAGUCGAUGCCACACUGCAGAGGGCUACCUUCACACCCGUGCGCCGCUCCACGUCUGACCGCUCAGACUGUAGUCCAGCAGAAAGUCUCAUGGCAGAUGUCUGGCCGGAUAACGGCCAGGGUGCCGAUGUACCGUUUUACAUGCCGCAUCAAAUGCACAACUUGCCGUGCACAGAAGGUUCAAAAUCGAUGGUCAGCACGGCCAGCUCGGGGUUAGACUUCCCGUAUUCGUGCGUUGAUCUGAGCACUGUCACUGGUGAUUUCAGGCAACAUUCUAAAUCGGACGACGUUCUGUCUGUUAAUUUGGAGUCAAGAUUCGCCGGGGGUAAUUUAACCCGGCGAAACUCCAAACCGGAUUGUUCAAUGUAUGGUUCACAGAUUGUUAUUUUAAUGGAGCCAGCCAGUCAAUGUGGCACAGGGUACAGGAAAACGUGGAUUGUACCCAAGAUGUCGAUGAAUGGGGGUAAUUUAACAUAGCUGUAUUUCAGGGUUUUGUUAUUUGGAGGCCUUGAAAGUAUUCGCAGGGAAAGUGCUGCAUUAAUUAUAUACCCUCGUUAGAUGUUUGUUUUGUGUUCCACGUUUUAUUUGUUUUUAUACGACAGAGUUGCAGGUCAGCUUUUUGAAAAUUGUGAAAACAAUGUAGCAUUCGUGGUGAGAUACAUAUUGUAGCAGUGGGCAUACAUUAAUCCCACCCGCCGCCCCCAGCAUAAACCAUCAUGUAAACUCCAGUCAUCCUCGCAUUGGCGGCUUUGGGCUAACCAUCACACACAAAGAUGGUCACCGCAUUGCGCACUUU